AGCUUCAUAUAUUAUAUAGUCAUCGUAGAGGACAGGAAGAGGGACUAUUGACGUCUCUCUGAACAAGCAGCGCAGCUUAUCCUACAAAAUAAAAGCGAUAACAUUAUCACAGACACAACAAUGCACUUGUCCCUUGUUUUCCUCGCCAAGCCUGUUCUUCACGGAUACUACAGAAGUUCCUGCUCCUGGAGGGUUCGCAUUGCUUUUGCUCUUAAAGGUAUUGAAUAUGACCAGGUUCCAGUCAGUCUAAUCAAAGAUGGAGGUCAGCAGUAUACACAACAGUUCAAGACAUUAAACCCCAUGCAACAAGUGCCUGCAGUUGAAAUAGAUGGCAUCACCCUCUCUCAGUCACUGGCAGUGAUCCAGUACAUUGAUGAAACCAGGCCAGGGCCUCGGCUUCUCCCAGCAGACCCAAAGAAACGUGCCCAGGUUCGGAUGAUAAGUGACCUCAUCGCCUCUGGGAUACAGCCUCUGCAGAAUUUGUACGUGAUUCAGAAAAUAGGAGCAGAAAAGGUGCAGUGGGCUCAGCACUUCAUUGAUCGCGGCUUUCAAGCUCUUGAGCCCAUUCUGAAGCAAACAGCGGGGAAAUAUUGUGUGGAUGAUGAGAUAUCCAUGGCAGACAUCUGUCUGGUCCCACAAGUCUACAAUGCAGACAGGUUCAAAGUGGACAUCGGGCAGUUUCCAACUAUUAAAAGGUUAAAUGAAACCUUAGUUGAGAUUGAAGCUUUCAAAGUGAGCCACCCGUCUAACCAACCAGACACACCUGCUGAUCUGCGUGCAUAGAACACUUCCGUACCUUUGUACAGUUAAAUAAAAUGCUUUGAAAAACAAAA
This is a messenger RNA of Micropterus salmoides (largemouth bass), 833 nucleotides long. RefSeq names its product glutathione S-transferase zeta 1 (gene gstz1). The record is from RefSeq and is a predicted model, not a curated record. The coding region runs from base 121 to 783 and encodes 220 amino acids. Lineage: Eukaryota; Metazoa; Chordata; Actinopteri; Centrarchiformes; Centrarchidae. Gene Ontology annotation, biological process: L-phenylalanine catabolic process; glutathione metabolic process. Gene Ontology annotation, molecular function: maleylacetoacetate isomerase activity; glutathione transferase activity. Gene Ontology annotation, cellular component: cytoplasm; mitochondrion. The transcript is spliced from 9 exons.